Priceomyces carsonii is the source of this 222-nucleotide messenger RNA. RefSeq lists its product as uncharacterized. The record is from RefSeq and is a predicted model, not a curated record. The coding region runs from base 1 to 222 and encodes 73 amino acids. The transcript has a single exon. Lineage: Eukaryota; Fungi; Ascomycota; Pichiomycetes; Serinales; Debaryomycetaceae.
AUGAUAGUAUAUAAGUUUUCAGUUCCUAGAAUUCAUAAAUCAAAAACUGUGCCGGUAUUUGUUCCAAUACAAAUAGGUGCAAAUUCCAGUGUAGAAUUAACGAGAGGUAUGGAAAAAAUGUACUUAGCUGAUAAAUAUUGGGAAACGAAAAAAAAAAGUAUUGAAACCCAUAGUAUUCAACAUUCACGGUUGCAAGAAAGAUCUACUUAUGAAAUAGCAUAA